Molecule: messenger RNA, 1140 nt
Organism: Hyaloscypha bicolor E
Lineage: Eukaryota; Fungi; Ascomycota; Leotiomycetes; Helotiales; Hyaloscyphaceae
Product: glycoside hydrolase family 5 protein
Exons: 9
Coding region: 1-1140 (379 amino acids)
Biological process (GO): glucan catabolic process
Cellular component (GO): extracellular region
Molecular function (GO): cellulose binding; hydrolase activity, hydrolyzing O-glycosyl compounds
Source: RefSeq, a predicted model, not a curated record
AUGAUUGUUGAACCGUCUCGUGGCGGGCUUCAAUAUCAGGUGUCAACUGAAUGCAUUUCAGGAUAUACGUGCACUUGUAGCAACGAUUAUUACAACCAAUUCUUGCCAGUCUCGGCCCAAAAUUAUGUAGCAUCAACCGCUGCGCCUCCUGCCCCAAGCGGAACUGGCAAGGUCAAAUUUGUUGGAGUGAACAUUGCAGGCUUCGACUUCGGGUGUCUGACUGAUGGAAGCCAAAAUAUUUCGAAAGUAUACCCUCCUGUAAGGGCACUGAAUGGACCAGAUGGGGAAGCUCAGAUGCAACACUUUGCCACGAACGACAACAUGAACAUCUUCAGACUUCCAGUUGGAUGGCAGUAUCUGGUCAAUAACAAGCUAGGAGGAACCCUUGAUUCAGGGAACCUCGCAAAAUACGAUCAACUUGUUCAAGCAUGUUUAGCCACCGGUGCAAGCUGUGUUAUUGACGUUCACAACUACGCACGCUGGAAUGGACAGAUUAUAGGUCAAGGAUCAGGGCCCACAAAUGACCAGUUUGUUAACUUAUGGACGCAACUUGCGACAAAAUACAAGAGAACUGGCAAUAUCAUAUUUGGCGUAAUGAACGAACCUCACGAGGUAGACAUUACCAAGUGGGCUGCUACCGUCCAACUUGUCGUCAACGCAAUCCGAGGAGCUGGCGCAACUACCCAGUUAAUUCUCUUGCCAGGAAAUGACUACACUUCGGCUGGAGCAUUUAUCUCGAAUGGAUCGGGCCCAGCUUUGCUUAAUGUCACGAACCCAGGUGGCACUACCACAAACCUCGUCUUCGACGUACACAAAUACUUGGAUAGUGAUAACAGUGGAACACACCCGGAAUGCACGAAAGACAAUGUUGCCGAUGCCUUCCAGCCCCUUGCUGCAUGGCUUCGAACAAACAAGAGAAUGGCUUUGAAUUCGGAGACAGGCGGUGGCAAUGUAGCGUCGUGCCAGAAGCUGUUGUGUACACAAAUAGCAUUCAUCAAUGCAAAUUCUGACGUCUACCUGGGCUACAUUGGGUGGUCCGCAGGCUCAUUCGACUCGACAUAUGUUCUCACGGAGACCCCAACUGGGAGCGGAACAAAUAUGCAAGAUACUUCACUUGUAAAGUCUUGCUUAGCACGAUAA